GGAGAGAGGCGCCGCGGGGAGAACCGGACGCGGACAGCCCGGCUCUGGGGUCCAGUCUGCCAGCGCCGGACGGACGGGCCGAUCCCGGAGCGCCGCCAUGGGCCCGGGGCCGCCGGCGGCCGGAGCCGGAGCGCUCCCGCGACCGCUGUCCCUGGUCGCGCGGCUGAGCUACGCUGUGGGCCACUUCCUCAAUGACCUGUGCGCGUCCAUGUGGUUCACCUACCUGCUGCUCUACCUGCACUCGGUGCGCGCCUACAGCUCGCGCGGCGCCGGCCUGCUGCUACUGCUCGGCCAGGUGGCCGACGGGCUGUGCACGCCCCUGGUGGGCUUCGAGGCUGACCGCGCCGCAGGCCGCUGCGCCCGCUUCGGCCCGCGCAAGGCCUGGCACCUGGUCGGCACCAUCUGUGUCUUGCUGUCCUUCCCCUUCAUCUUUAGCCCCUGCCUGGGCUGCGGGCCCGCCACACCUGAGUGGGCCGCACUCCUCUACUACGGGCCCUUCAUUGUGAUCUUCCAGUUCGGCUGGGCUGCUACACAAAUUGCCCACCUCAGCCUCAUCCCAGAGCUCGUCACCAACGACCACGAGAAGGUGGAGCUCACGGCUCUGAGGUACGCCUUCACUGUGGUGGCCAACAUCACUGUCUACGGAGCUGCCUGGCUUCUGCUACACCUGCAGGGCUCUCCCCGCACUGGCCCCGCUGAGGAUGUCAGCGACCAACUAGGGGUCCAGGAUGUGCCAGUGUUCCGGAACCUCUCCCUGCUGGUGGUGGGUGUCGGAGCUGUCUUUUCACUGCUGUUCCACCUGGGCACCAGGGAGGGGCGCCGGCGGCAGGUGGAGGAGCCCGGUGAACACAGCCCCCUGUUGGCUCCCUCUACCGCCCAGCCCUUGCUGCUCUGGAAACACUGGCUUCGGGAGCCAGCCUUUUAUCAGGUUGGCCUGCUGUACAUGAGCACGAGGCUUAUUGUGAACCUGUCCCAGACGUACAUAGCCAUGUACCUCACCUACUCCCUCCACCUGCCCAAGAGGUUCAUCGCCACCAUCCCGCUGGUGAUGUACCUUAGCGGUUUCUGCUCCUCCUUCCUCAUGAAGCCAGUGAACAAGUGCAUCGGGAGGAAUAUGACCUACUUUGUGGGCCUCCUGGUGAUCCUGGCCUUUGCAGCCUGGGUGGCGCUGGCAGAUGAGCUGGGCGUGGCUGUGUAUGUGGCGGCUGUGUUGCUGGGCAUGGGCUGUGCCACCAUCCUGGUCACCUCGUUGGCCAUGACGGCUGACCUCAUCGGCCCUCACACGCACAGUGGAGCCUUCGUGUACGGUGCCAUGAGCUUCUCGGACAAGGUGGCCAAUGGGCUGGCAGUUAUGGCCAUCCAGAGCCUGCACCCCUGCUCCUUGGAGCUCUGCUGCAAAGCCUGUGUGGCUUUCUACCAUUGGGUGAUGGUGGUCGUGACAGGUGGUGUGGGCGUGGCCGCCACCCUGGCUCUGUGCAGUCUCCUGGUCUGGCCCAUCCGCCUUCGGAAAUGGGACCCUGGAGCCUAGCCCUGACCCCACCCCGUGGCCCCUUGCCCUUUGUAAAUUAACCUCGACUGUGAACAUCUGAUGCCCAGAGGUCUGGAGCAGCCCCUCCGCUCCCUCCCCUGCAUGGUCCUGUCUCUGUCUGGCUGUGGGUGGAGGUCAGGAUGGAUGAGGUCCCAGCAGCUUAUCCCUGCUGGGGUAAGGGGAAGACACCGAGCUGGUGGGAUUCUUGUGGUUUGGUGUACUCCAGUGCCAACUCUAACCCAUCUCCCAUGGUCUGGAUGAUGGAGGUGCUUUGUGUUAUGUGGGGCUGAAUAUGAGGGUCCUGGGCCCAGGGGCUGCAUGGAGUUCAGCCCUGGCCAGCCAAGGGUUUCCUGGGUGCUGCAAGGCCCUGGAGGACAGAGCUGUCGCUAAGCCUGCCAGGAGCCCCAACCUGGGGUUGAGCGGCUGGGCCCAAACCCUGGCCGUGGAGGCGGCGAGGCUCAGCGUGCCUGGCUGGGGUCCACGAGUGCAAUCCCCUGCGCCCAGGCCACUGCUGACCAUGAAUAAAGAGCUGCCUGGGCCGGGACUGCCUUGGCGGUUUGCCUCGGCCAGGGGCGGGGCCAGGGUGGGCGUCUGUCUGCCUCUGCCUCGAGUUUGGCCACCAGGCUCUCCCUUUACCUGACUGCCCCCAGGCCCCGGCCCCAGAGGCGGACGGACGCCCAGGGCGGGUGGGAGUGGUGGCGCCUGCGCCCCUGCAGAGCCGCGUCGGGCAGCAGCACGAUCUUUAUCAGUGACUGGAUGUAUAGACGGGCGGGGGCCGCUGGUUGGUGGCGGGACAGUAGGGUUCCAGGCCCCACUGUCGGUAGUUCUGGGCGGUGUAGCGCGGGCGCUGGGGCGCUGACAGGUACUGCACAUAGUCAGACGCCCGCCAGAGCGGUUCCGCCCCGAAACGGUGCCUGUUGAUGGCUGUGGGGUGGGGCCAGGACCCGGGUCACAGCUGGCCACGCCCCCGGGCGGUCCCGCCCCGAGCCCCGUCCCCUGCCCCCGGCCUCACCGAAUUCUUUGCCCCUGAUGGGCCUGUCCUUCCACAGCACGCUUCCCCACCGAGUGCUGGGGUCUGUGUACUGGGCGGGGAUGAUGGGGUCAUACCAGGCCGUCUCCCGCAG
Budorcas taxicolor (takin) is the source of this 2652-nucleotide messenger RNA. RefSeq names its product major facilitator superfamily domain containing 12 (gene MFSD12). The record is from RefSeq and is a predicted model, not a curated record. The transcript has 10 exons. Gene Ontology annotation, cellular component: membrane. Gene Ontology annotation, molecular function: symporter activity. Lineage: Eukaryota; Metazoa; Chordata; Mammalia; Artiodactyla; Bovidae. Bases 98 to 1528 code for a protein of 476 amino acids. Gene Ontology annotation, biological process: carbohydrate transport.